Neltuma alba is the source of this 1419-nucleotide messenger RNA. Its product is annotated as protein LITTLE ZIPPER 3-like. Bases 851 to 1081 code for a protein of 76 amino acids. The record is from RefSeq and is a predicted model, not a curated record. Lineage: Eukaryota; Viridiplantae; Streptophyta; Magnoliopsida; Fabales; Fabaceae. The transcript is spliced from 2 exons.
GCAUGUGGAAAGAAUAUAUGAGAGCGAAGGUGGUCUAGUUGCAGUGUGAAGUAAAGACAAUCUCAAGGGAAUCAAAGUUCGAUGGCACAUAGGGAGAGACGAGUCCAGAAAUAAGUGGCAGUUUGAGAUAUCCUCCCAAGGAAAGGUAAGAAUAAGAUUAGGGCAAAGGAGAAUGAAUGAUUACGGGCAGCAGUUCCCAACACAUGAAAAAUAGAAUUUAAAAGAAAAAGAAAACAAAAGAGGAGUAAUCGAUGGUAAGGUGGGGGUGGUUCGGCUUAGGACCCAAUCCAAACCAUCAUUGCAAAUCUUGGGGACGACCAAGCCCACCAUCAUUUUACAAGCUCCUAGCUGAACAAUCCCCCCAUUAUUGUCCCUCUCUCCUCGCCCGCUUUUCCCAUUCUGCCCCUCCCUCUCUUCUCCCUCCAUCGUCUCUACUCUGUACAGUACCAGCGGACACCCUCUGCAACAACAAGAAGCAUAACAGAUACAAAAAACCUAUCAUCAUUCACAUGACGCCAUAACCAUAACCAUAAUCAUACAACCGAACACAUGAAAUCUUUUAGGCUCUUACCCGGCCGCCUUCCUUGCUUACCCAUGCAUGAUUGUUUUGUCAGACGAGGAGAGAACCACGUCUUCUUUUGUCUCUCCCUUUCUCUCUCCUCUCUCUCUUUCCCUCCCUCCCUCCCUCCCUUUUCCUCUAUAAAUUAACACCUCAACGUUCCCUUUGUCCCUCACUUUUUGCUUCAACAAACUUCUCCUAAUUCAAGAAUCCAUAUUGCUUCAAUUCCUCCACCAGCUUCUCGCUCGACUUCAUUCAAAAGGGGCACUCGUGAGAAUUACUUGAUAGAGAAUGGACAGGCUUAACUCGAAGCUGUACCUGCAGAACUGCUACAUAAUGAAAGAGAAUGAGAGGCUGAGGAAGAAAGCCCAGCUUCUUAAUCAAGAGAACCAGGUUCUUCUGUCUGAGCUCAAACAGAAGCUGUCCAAGCAGGCCAAUUCGAAAACUAGUGCUCCCAACACCAUUCUUGACCUGUCCCUCAGCUCAAGCUCCUCCCAAAAUGCUUCCAGUUCCAGCAACUGAUGAUCUGUUGGGAUGGGGAAAAAACAGAGUAUCGUGACCCCACUAGCACUAUUUGUUUGUUUUGUUUCUGUGUAAAAUCUGAGUCAACAGUAGCAGUCCUAGUUUCUGUUCCAUAGGAUAAUAUCAGCAUCGUGUAUCUGAUCACUAGUGCGUUGCUUUCCAUUCUGAUGACAUCUGUAUUUUGGAAGGGGGGGGUUUAGAUAUUAAUUGACGAACCAAAAGUUAUGAUAUGUAUGGGGCUAUCUGCUAAUAUGAAUGAAUGUAAAAGCAAUUACUAAGCUUAGCUCUCUGCCUCUGCACGUGACUGACAAUUAUUCUGAAUGAAAUUUGCUAUAUUU